AUGUUGCUUGGGUGGGAGCCGGAAGGUGACAAUGAGGCCUUGGUGACGAUAGGAGAAGCAUUCAAGAUCCACGGUCUCAUCAACCUGUCCAUCUCAAAACGAAAUGCGUUGUUAACCGAUUCUUCCGAUAUGGAUGACUUCCUCAGCACGCAACACAUUGAUCCAACCUUACUAAUGGCUUCCAUCUUAGCACCGCCUCCUGGAUCCAGCACUGAGUUUCACACAGAGGAGGAUCCUUCAGUUCGGGAAGAGAAGAUCAGAAAGCAAGCCGUUCAAGUAGUUCGUUCUUUGACCUCUAUCCCACCUACGCACUCCGGUACAAACCUGCAAGCAAUUACGCUACUUACAGCGGGAUCUGAACUCAAAGCUGAGGACUAUGAAGACCACGAGCUGGUUUCACAACGUUUUCGAGCCUUGUACUCGAUAAAUCAUAUCCGCUCAAACCUAAGAGCCCUGGAUCUUUUGCUUGAACUUUGGGAGUUGCGAGAUGCGGGGACCGAAAUCACAACGCCGAAUGACGUAAUAUACAUGCAGCCACUUGGUCUUUUUAUCAACAACAAGUGGGUUGCAGCCAAGUCUGGUGAGGAAAUUACUGUUAUUAGUCCCAUCGAUGAAAUUCAGACCACCAAAGUCCAUGCCGGUGGUGCUGAUGAUAUAGAUGUUGCUGUGAAGGCGGCGCGUGCUGCACUCGAGGGACCUUGGGCUGGUGUCUCUGCCAGGGAUCGCGGAAAGCUCAUGCUGAGACUUGCCGACUUGGCUGAACAACAUACCAAAACACUUGUCUCCAUUGACACAUGGAAGAGCGCUGAUUAUGGCAGGAAACGGUUUUCCUCUGCAUGCGGUGACGCAGGCGAGCUGACAGACGUCCUCCGGUACUAUGCUGGCUUUGCUGACAAGCUCCACGGUCAAGUCAUUGAUACCACGGACAAGAAUUUUGCGUACACUUCUCGAGAGCCUCUGGGCGUCUGUGGUCAAACCAUUCCUUGGAACUAUGCCCUGGGAAUGGCUGGCGGGAAGAUUGCCCCCGCACUCGCUGCAAGUGGCACGAUAACUUGGAGACGUCCUUGCGUGACUAGGGGGCGAGGUGGGCGCUUUCGCGUACUGACCGAAAAACGCAAUUACUCACGAUAA
Molecule: messenger RNA, 1131 nt
Organism: Colletotrichum gloeosporioides
Lineage: Eukaryota; Fungi; Ascomycota; Sordariomycetes; Glomerellales; Glomerellaceae
Product: Aldehyde dehydrogenase
Exons: 5
Coding region: 1-1131 (376 amino acids)
Molecular function (GO): aldehyde dehydrogenase (NAD+) activity
Source: RefSeq, a predicted model, not a curated record